ACAGAGGAGCAAAUGGGAUUCAACAAGUUCUCUCUGCCAGCAGUGGCGGUGAUAAUGAUGAUUAAUGCCAUGCUUCUAUCACAAGGGUGUUUGGAGGAAGAACGAAUUGCUCUUUUGCAGAUCAAAACUUCCUUUGGUGACCACCCAAAUGACAAUUCAUCCCCGCCAUUCUCUUGGGGAAAAGAUGCCCUCUGUUGCAGCUGGUAUGGAGUUACCUGCAGCAAUUCCACUACAAGACGAGUCAUCGAAAUCGAUCUUUCAAACUCAAGAUAUUGGUCAUUGGAAGAUUUGUACCUAAAUGCAUCUAUAUUUCUUCCCUUCCAAGAACUCAAUGUUCUUGACUUGAGUGGAAAUGGCAUAGCUGGCUGUGUUGCGAAUGAAGGUUUCGAAAGACUAUCAAGACUUACCAAAUUGGAGGUUCUUUCUUUGGGUGAUAAUUUCCUCAACAAUAGCAUCUUAUCAUCCUUUAAAGGAUUUUUAUCUCUCAAACAUCUAUAUCUUGAUAACAACGGGUUUCAAGAUUCAAUAAAUAUGAAAGGUACUUAA
Populus nigra (black poplar) is the source of this 546-nucleotide messenger RNA. Its product is annotated as receptor-like protein 14. Bases 13 to 546 code for a protein of 177 amino acids. NCBI's taxonomy places the organism in Eukaryota, Viridiplantae, Streptophyta, Magnoliopsida, Malpighiales, Salicaceae. The record is from RefSeq and is a predicted model, not a curated record. The transcript is spliced from 2 exons. Gene Ontology annotation, molecular function: protein binding.